Molecule: messenger RNA, 1948 nt
Organism: Syngnathus acus (greater pipefish)
Lineage: Eukaryota; Metazoa; Chordata; Actinopteri; Syngnathiformes; Syngnathidae
Gene: wbp2nl
Product: WBP2 N-terminal like
Exons: 8
Coding region: 24-962 (312 amino acids)
Biological process (GO): positive regulation of DNA-templated transcription
Cellular component (GO): nucleus
Molecular function (GO): transcription coactivator activity; chromatin DNA binding
Source: RefSeq, a predicted model, not a curated record
CAGGUGGUGUCGUGGCGUGACGUAUGUGGCGUUUCUUGUCAGUGGAGCGCAAACAAACUCCACUAAACACCAGCGAGCGCAACAGCUACACGACCAUGGCGUUAAAUAGAAAUCACUCCCAAAAUGGCGGAGUGAUGAUCAGCAAUGGAGAAAGUGUAUUAAGGGAAUGUAAAAAUGUGGAGCUGUCGUUCAGUGAUGUCAGCAGUAAAUCGGACCUACUUAAGGGGACCAAGAAGGGCACUGUGUACCUCACACCAUACAAGAUGGUGUUUGUGUCCAGUAACACAAAAGAUUGCCUGGGUUCUGCCAUGUUCCCCUAUUAUCUGAUGAAGGGAUGCAGCAUCGAGCAGCCCGUGUUUGCUGCCAACUACAUUAAAGGGACCGUGUCAGCUGAGCCGGGCGGUGGCUGGGAGGGUCAGGCUCAUUUCAAGAUGUCAUUUCCCAGCGGAGGAGCCAUCGAGCUCGGCCAGCAUCUCUUCAAACUGGCCACAAAUGCUUCCCGUGGAGACCCGGCCCAGAAUGGUGCUGCGUCAUAUCAUGGCUACCCUUCUCCUGGAAUGAUGAACGGCUACGGCCCGCCUCCACCUGCCGCUCAAGGCUAUCCUUUUGCGCCUGCUCCGCAGCAGAACGGCUUCUACCCGCAGCCGCCCCCUCCUCCUCCUGCUGCUCCUGGUAACAUGGGCUACCCUUACCCAGCAGCUGCUCCAGGAAUGUACCCAUACCCAACCGGGUCUGACUACAUGGCCCCACCUCCCCCGUAUCCAGGGCCCCCUCCAAACUGGGCUGCACCCCCGCAAAACUGGACAGCUCCACCACCUCCAGGCCCAGGUAAUGCCAAAGCUGCAGAAGCAGCAGGCAAUGCGUACUACAAUCCCAGCGAUCCACACAAUGUCUACAUGCCCACGGAGAUGCCUCCUCCAUAUGCACCUUACCCAAACUCUCCUGAAAAGAAAAGCAACUGAGGCUCGGGUACGGACACUUCCUCCUUGUCUUCUGGUGGAUCCCUGACCACGGUAUAUGGCAUAUUACAAAAGACCGCAUUUAAUCUCUUACAAUUCAUUUUUGUGAAGUUAUAACUUGCAACCCCCCCCCCCCCCCCUCCUCAGUCAAAAAGCCCUCUGUGGCUUUUUUGCUUAAUAUAAUAAUUGUUGUCAUGUUCUAAACAGUAGUGUCUGAAGCUGAAAGGAGGCAGCGGGAUGAUGAAUGUAUUUUUUUUUUUUUUUUUUAACGACCGAGCUGUACCACCACACACUUUCUUGGAGUUCAUUCGUGUCGCUUUUAACAACCGAACUUAUUAUCAGUGUAUUUCAGUGGUGUCAUUUACAGUGUGUAUUUCCUAUACUGUUUUUGAAUGGAGUGUUUAUUCAUAUACAAUAGCAGAAGUGGGUUGAAUAGACUUUAGUCAUGCAUUGAUGGCCGUCAAUACUUCCUGAUUCAUCUUUUGCUAAUAGCUUACGUACGAUCAGCAACAACAAUUGCGUUUUCUAGAUAACCCAAAUUGCCCCUUUUUUUUUGUAUCCUUUGAAAUGUACAUUUUCAUACAGUAAGUGUGCAAUAUUCCCGGGUGACAACGGCCGUAGUGGAAAAUCAGGGCUCACCCGAGUGACGUUGUUCUCUUGGCCUCUCUUGCAUUCAUGUAUGCAAAGGCAAGCUGAAACCUUCUUUGUAAUUAGGCCAGUAUGCGGUUACCAGGUUUCAUCAUUUAGAGAACAGCAGCGUUUUGCCUCCCGUCAAAUCUCCUGAGGGCUAACCAUUUUUUGUUGUUGUUGCUGAUAUUAACAGGUCUUUGCACACCCUUAACAAAUAUUAUUAGUGUGGAUUUGAAAUUUGCUUUACUCAUAUAAUGUCUAUAAAUGUUCUUUAACUGAAAUCUAUUAAAUUUGUCAUUUAUUGAUUCUAAUAUUUCCUUGAGCCUCGGCAGUUAUUUUUUCAAGAGAAUCACUUUAAA